Pecten maximus is the source of this 2323-nucleotide messenger RNA. RefSeq names its product long-chain fatty acid transport protein 1-like. The transcript is spliced from 10 exons. Lineage: Eukaryota; Metazoa; Mollusca; Bivalvia; Pectinida; Pectinidae. The coding region runs from base 48 to 2039 and encodes 663 amino acids. The record is from RefSeq and is a predicted model, not a curated record. Gene Ontology annotation, molecular function: long-chain fatty acid-CoA ligase activity; long-chain fatty acid transmembrane transporter activity.
GUUGACAUUCUACGAACCGGCGAUAACUGCACGGGUGAUUGACACCAAUGUUGGGGUCAAAGUCUACCUCGACUAUCGCUAGACUGGUCAAAGACGUCGCAUACAUUUUCAUUGACAACAUGGUAUUGAUCAAGUGUGCAGCAUUUUUUAUGUUGGGAGCUAUGCUCUCGUAUGGCGUGGGUCUGCCAUGCUCCCUGACAACACUGGCGGUGUUCGGUGUUUACCUUGUUACGGGCGGAUGGCGUUUUACAUGGGUUGUUAUAAACACUCUCCCUCGAGACCUCAGGGGGUUGUCAGUAUUACUGAAAACAAAAUUUGUUAUUAGAGACCAUUUAAAAUCAGGAACGACAAUUGCAAAGUUAUUUACAAAGUCUGCCAACAAGUAUCCUAAUAAAGCGUGCAUCUUAUUUGAGGAUGAAGUCUGGACUUUUCAGGAGGUUGAGGCAUACUCCAACUCUAUUGCAAAUUAUUUUUACAAUGCUGGAUUUCAGAAAGGAGAUGUUGUUUCUAUUUAUAUGGACAACAGACCCCAGUAUUUCUGCUAUUGGCUAGGAUUGUCAAAAAUAGGAGUUGUGUCGGCUUUAAUUAAUUACAAUCUCCGCAAGCAGCAGCUCACACACUCUAUAUCUGCAGCAGAGUCUAGGGCAGUCAUCUUUGGAAAAGAGUUUACGGAAGAUAUAAAGGAGGCGGUGCAUGGUAUCGGAAGGCUAAAACUGUAUGUUACAGGAACCAACAGUUCUAAUGAUACAUCCUUAAUAUGUCUGGAUCCUUUACUGGAAAAGAGUUCAAAGUUCAAUCCACCCACAGUUCCAGGAAAAUUCAGUGAAAAGUUGUUCCUUGUGUUUACAUCAGGAACAACAGGUUUACCAAAGGCCGCUGUUAUCACACACACCAGGUUUUUCUACAUGUCAUUUGCUAUCCAGCAGAUGUACCGGCUGUCGGGGAAGGACACGCUGUACACCUCCCUGCCCCUCUACCACACUGCUGGCGGUAUCUUAGGGGUCGGCCAAGUUGUUCUAGGGGGCACUACUCUGGCUCUCCGACGGAAAUUUUCUGCCAGCAAGUUCUGGGAGGACUGUGCGAGAUACAACUGUACUGCUGGCCAGUACAUUGGAGAGAUAUGUCGGUAUUUACUUGCUCAGCCCCACCGUAACUUUGAUCGUCAACACAAGGUGAGGAUCAUGUUUGGCAAUGGUCUGCGUCCACAGAUUUGGCAGGAAUUUCAAGAUCGGUUUGGUGUUGAACAAAUGGGAGAGUUCUAUGGAGCAACUGAAGGCAAUUGUAACACAUUGAAUCCAGACAAUAGGGUAGGAGCUGUCGGCUUCACCACGAUGAUUGCACCAUUUUUGUACCCGAUCACACUCAUACGCGUUGAUGAACAGGGGGAACACAUCCGUGACCGAAAUGGAGUCUGCAUCAAGGCUAAACCAGGUGAACGAGGAGAGUUGGUAGGGAAGAUUGUGAAGGGUGAUGCUCUCCGAGAAUUUGAUGGCUAUGUCAACAAGACAGCAACCAACAAGAAGAUUUGUACCAGUGUUUUCAAGAAAGGUGAUCUGGCAUUCCUCACGGGAGAUGUGCUGAUCAUGGACCAGUUUGGCUACUUCUACUUCCAGGAUCGUACGGGAGACACAUUCCGUUGGCGAGGCGAAAACGUGUCCACCAUGGAGGUAGAAGCAGUGAUCAGUAAUAUUGUCAAGCUUUGUGACUCUGUGGUGUAUGGGGUAGAAAUACCGGGCCUAGAAGGAAGAGCGGGGAUGGUUGCUAUUGAAGAUCAGAAUGACAAUUUAGAUCUACAUCACCUGCAGACAGAACUACAGAGGUCUCUUGCCUCGUAUGCUCGGCCUGUGUUUGUACGACUUUUAAAAUCUGUUGCCACUACAGGAACAUUUAAGCUGAAAAAGGUGGAGUUACGACAGGAAGGAUUUGACCCCAACAAGGUCAAGGACAGACUAUUUUUUAUGAACUCAAAGAGUGGCAGCUAUGAACCAAUCACACCACAGGUUUAUAGGGACAUUUGUAAUGGUAAAAUUCGCCUUUAGACCAACCUGACGCUGUUCAUCAUUUUCCAAUAGGACAGGUCAUUCAGAGUUCUGUAUUUCGGGAAACAGCACCUUAUUCAACCUGGCGAUAUCCUCAUAGUUUUGUUAUUUCUACUCUGACAGAAUCAUUAUAUUGUGUGAUUUCAUAUAGAUACUGGACUCGUUUAUAUACAUUGAAAGCUUGAUAUACAGUGGACCCGCGAUAAUCCGAACGCCGAUAGUCCGGAAAACUCACAGUCCGGACGGAAAUGCACGGGAACGGAUUUCCGUAACGUUAUUUGUAC